UAUGAAUAAAUAACGCAAGACUUAAUUGGAAGAGUUAUAAGAGAAAGAGAGUAGUUUUGGUCGAGUUUUCAAAGUAGCUGGUCCAUGUAAAUGUGUUUGUUUAAUAUAAUAGUGGUGGUUGCAGAAAAGAUGGCUGGUGCUAAAAUGUUUGAGUUAGUAAAAGUUGGUUGGGAUAAGCUUGUUGGUGAGAUCAUUAAGUUAGAAGGAGAUAAUGCAUCAAUUCAAUGUUAUGAAGAUACAUGUACUGAAAUUAUAAUUAUAUGAUUAGCUGGUUUGACAGUAGGUGAUCCUGUGAUGAGAACAAAGUCUCCUCUUUCAGUAGAAUUAGGACCAGGUAUAUAUAGAUAUUAAUUAAUUUAGGUAUUUUAACAUAAAUUUUCGAUGGAAUUUAAAGACCUUUAUAAGUAAUUGCAGAGUAAUCAGCAUCAAUAUUUGUACCAAGAGGUGUAGAUAUUCCAGCGUUAGAUUAAGAUAGAAUUUGGGAAUUCAAACCAUUGUCAACAAUAAAAGUAGGUUCAAUGAUAUCUGGAGGUGAUAUCUAUGGGUCAGUGUUUGAAAAUAAUUUAUUUGAUGAACAUAAGAUUUUAACAGCACCUAAAGUAUAAGGAAGAGUUACUUAUAUUGCACCAGAAGGAAAUUAUACAUUAAAAGAUAAAGUUUUAGAAGUAGAAUUGGAUGGAAAGAGACAUUAGUAUGGAAUGAGUCAUUUUUGGCCAGUUAGAUAACCUAGACCUAUAAUAGAAAAAUUAUAAGGUAAUACACCAUUGCUUACUGGAUAAAGAGUACUUGAUGCACUUUAUCCAUCAGUAUUAGGAGGUACUUGUUGUAUUCCAGGAGCAUUUGGAUGUGGCAAAACAUGUAUUUCAUAAGCAUUGUCAAAAUAUUCAAAUUCUGAAUGCAUUAUUUAUGUUGGAUGUGGAGAAAGAGGAAACGAAAUGGCUGAAGUACUUAGUGAAUUUCCAGAAUUGACAAUUUAAAUGAAAGGUAAAGAAGAGAAUAUUAUGUAACGUACUUGUUUGGUUGCAAAUACAUCAAAUAUGCCUGUGGCUGCAAGAGAAGCAUCUAUUUAUACAGGAAUUACAUUAGCUGAAUAUUUUAGAGAUAUGGGUUUUAAUGUAUCUAUGAUGGCUGAUUCAACAUCUAGAUGGGCAGAAGCUUUAAGAGAAAUAUCUGGUAGAUUAGCAGAAAUGCCUGCUGAUUAAGGUUAUCCUGCAUAUUUAGCAUCAAAAUUAGCAUAAUUUUAUGAAAGAGCAGGAAGAGUUAGAUGUAGAGGUUCACCUGAUAGAGAAGGAUCUAUUACUAUUGUCGGUGCUGUUUCACCACCAGGAGGAGUAAUUUAUUAUUUAUUAUUAUUUAUUAGGAUUUUACAGAUCCUGUUACUACUGCAACCCUUACUAUUGUUUAAGUCUUUUGGGGGUUAGAUAAGAAAUUAGCUUAAAGAAAACAUUUCCCAUCUGUUAAUUGGACUAUUUCUAAUUCUAAUUAUGAAAAAAUACUAGAACCAUAUUUCAAUGCUUUUGAUCCAGAAUUUUCACAUCUAAGAGUCAUGUUCAAAUAAAUAUUACAUGAAGAAUCUGAAUUAAAUGAAAUUGUACAACUUGUAGGAAGAGAUUCUCUUUCUGAAGAUUAAAAAUUAUCUCUAGAAGUAUAUACUCUCUAUAUACUACUUCCUAGAUUGCCAAAAUUAUUAGAGAAGAUUUCUUAUAGUAAGAUGCCUUUAGUAAAUAUGAUUACAAUUGUCCACUUUACAAAACUAUUGGUAUGAUGAGAUGCAUUGUUUCCUUCUUUGAAUGUGGUAAAAAAGCCAUUCUUGAAUCUUCUGGAGAUGCCAAAAUUACUUGGAAUAUUAUCUUAAAUCAAACUAAACCACAAUUUGUCAAAUUAUCAUAAAUGAAAUUUGAAGUAUUUUUCUAUUUUAUUUACUUUAGGAUCCUAAAUAACCUAAAUAAGAAUUAAUGAAUUAUUUCACUAAAUUUGUUGAUGAAAUUAAAUCAGCUUUUAGAAAUUUAACAGAUAAAUGAGUAUUAUUACAAUUACAUAAACAUAACGAUCAUGUUAUUAUAUUCAC
Molecule: messenger RNA, 2068 nt
Organism: Paramecium sonneborni
Lineage: Eukaryota; Ciliophora; Oligohymenophorea; Peniculida; Parameciidae
Source: the annotation of a GenBank genome assembly